CAGUCCCACACUGGCGACGUCGCUGUGGCGGCAGCAGUGCGAAUGAGGACCCACAUACUUUGCAGGUCCUUUGUUACGGAAAUCGAAGAUGACUUAACCUCGACAGACUCUCAGCUGGCCAGAUAGUAAGGCAUCCAUCCCGGUAUCAUUUUUACUUAUGACAUUGGAUGGCUGAAGAGUGAGAGACGCUCCCCUACCACCCGAGGACACUCUGCCGAUGGAAGGUGGUCAUUUGCCCAUCCAACCUGCCCAAAAGACUGUCUCCCCUCCGCCCUCAACUAAGAUGGCUUUCCACGGCCUUCUCCUGCACUGGAAUGGACUGGAGCAGAGCUGCGCCGUACCAUGGUGAUCAUUUUCUCAAAAACACUGGAAAAGAAGAAGGGUGUCGAUGAUGUAAGGUCCAAAGACACUGAAUUGCUGCUGCGUAAGCGCGGCACCAUGAGCAGAGGGACUACCCUCUUCUCCUGUGGCACUGUGGAGGCAGACAGGUGGCUAGACCUGCGCAGAGGCUGUGCCAUCCAGCCAGGGACCCCCUGCCAGUCCGGCGCCAGUCUGGAGAGCCUGUGGGACGUUCUGCCCGAGGAGUGUCAGCAGAGUAGCCGGGUCUGGGGCCGUGAGGUGGGCACCGCCACCGCCAUCACCAGCCUCAUUCGAGACCUCAACCUGGGCGAUGCCAAGCUGGCAGCCACCCAGUCCCUGGCCCUCGCCACAUCCACCACGGCGCCCCCUAGCAAGCGCCAGUGCCGCUCACUCUCACUGUCCUUCUCCGAAGCGUUUGGGAGCUGCAGGUCGUCAUGGAGACCUCAGGGGUCGCGAGUGUGGACGGCGGUGGAGAAGAGGAGGUGCCACAGCGGGGGGAGUGUGCAGCGCUGCUCUGGAGGAAGUGGAAUAGGAGGUGGUGGAAGUUUUUCAGGGGUUAAUUUUCCUGCCAUGCAGCGGAGCUCCAGUUUCAGCCUGCCAUCCCGCUCCAACAACCCCACAGAAGGCACCCUGGAGCUUCCCUGCUUCAACCAGCACCUGCCCCUUCACCCCCUGUUCACUGCCUCCCCUACCUCCCCCUCCUACCACCACUCUCUCAGGCCCCUCUCCUUGUCCCAUGAGCAGAUCAGCCUGCCAGACCACCACAGAGAAGGGGCCAGCUCACCGGACUGCAACCCACAGCUGGGGAGACGUGCUGGGCAGACAGCAGGGGGGACUGGGGGGCUGUCGCGGAGCAAGUCCCAUCCCUGCGUCCUGAACGAUAAGAAGAUCGGUAUGAAGCGCAGGAGACCAGAGGAUGCUCAGGAACCACGGCCCUCCCUGGACCUGGCCAAGAUGACCCAGAAACUCCAGACUUUCUACAGCUUGAGCUGCCCUGGGUUCUCUGGUCCGGACAGCUGUCAAUCAAACAUGCCCCCACCCUCCUCCGGGAGCUUGAGCCAAUCGGAAUCUUACUUCACCUGUGCGCCUGACCUAGGUGCUGAGACUCAACAGGAAGUGGAUGAGGAGGAGGAUGACUCUUCCUAUGAGGAGCUGGACAGUGACUCUGCGUGUAGCCUGGACUCUAGGCCCUGGUCCCCAUGCGGGGGAGGGGGGGAGAGAAUGGGGGAGGGACACACCCUCUGGAAGGGUGAGUGUGGGACAGAGAAGGAUAUCUACCAGCUGGGGGGAGAGCUGGACAUCGACCAGAUCGAGAGGAACUGAACGGAACCUGAAGCCUUUGGAUAAAGGAUUGUCGUAACCUUUUGUGAAUUUUGCAGAAAGGCGUAGAAUUUAGAACUUCAUGACCACGCGAAGGAUGCCUUACGUAUGAUAGGGGGAUAUUGAGCGGAUUGAAACGACCUUAGAGAGAGGAACUUCGCGAGUUGUUUUUGGAACAUUACAAGGAAGUUUGCGAAUACUGUGGGAGGCAAGGGAUGUUGUACUGUAUGUGAUGUCAAUGAAGGACAAAGCACGUGGAACUGUUGAUAGAAAGUGUUGCAUGUUAAACUUUGAGGUCCUGCGGGACAAACAGUUGUUUUGAACUGUCUCGUUGUCUUUCUGAAUUUAAAGGCAGUUGCUUUCGCUUGGUGACGUGCAGCCUAACUCUGGAGUGGAGAUCGAGGGAUAGUCUUUAACACCUCCAAAAACUCCUCUCUCCUCUAAAAUGGAGUACCUCCUUAUACAACUGGACAGAACUAACGGUAAGGUUUUAGUACUGUAGCAUUUGCAGCAGGAGUAUGUUACAACUUCUGCUUUUCUCUACCAGACUAGGGGGACAUGAUGGCCUGAGAGAGAGGGAUGAAGUAGAGCAGGAGAGAAACAAUAUGUUAUUUUCAUAUAUACCUCCCCUUGACCCUUUUCUUCAACUAUUCUUACGGGAAGAAUAUCCCCUGCUGAAUUCCAAGUUAACCCCUAUACCACAGGUGUCAAACUCAUUCCACGGGGGGCCGAGUGUCUGCGGGUUUUCGCUCCUCCCUUGUACUUGAUUGAUGAAUUAACAUCACUAAUUAGUUAGGAACUCCCCACACCUGGUUGUCUAGGGCUUUAUUGAAAGGAAAAACCAAAAACCUGCAGACACUAGGCCCUCCGUGGAAUGAGUUUGACACCCCUGCCCUAUACCAUAGGCACUCCUGUAGAUCUGAAAGAAUGAAAGUACCAGUAUUACUUUCCUUCUGAUUGUCUGUGUGGAGUUUUCACUAUAUAUGCUUACAUCUAUCCAAGUGUUUCAGGUCUUCAGGAGUGCCUAGGGGAUAGGGGUCAAUUUGGAAUUCAUAAAGUAUUCACACAUCAUCGCUGAACGUAAAUAAGCUUUAAGGGGUUUGGAAAUACCUGCCGAUUUGUUCGGUCAGAUACAUGUCUUUUUCACCUCAGAAAUCCCUGCUCGAAACAAGCCUUUCUGACUUUUUAUAGAUUCUAAUAUGCAAAAUGUAUAUUUGAAAAAACACAGAAUUUUAAAUCUUCAGUUCUAAUAUCAAUGUAUAUUUUUCUAAAUGUAUGUUUUUAUGAUCUGUUUGUGAAGGAUCGGGAAUAAGAGACCUUACUUUAACAGGACAGACAUGAAAUAAAAACGCAAACUGCCGU
Messenger RNA from Salvelinus namaycush (lake trout), 3042 nucleotides. Its product is annotated as protein FAM53B-like. NCBI's taxonomy places the organism in Eukaryota, Metazoa, Chordata, Actinopteri, Salmoniformes, Salmonidae. The transcript is spliced from 5 exons. Gene Ontology annotation, biological process: positive regulation of canonical Wnt signaling pathway; protein import into nucleus. Bases 343 to 1683 code for a protein of 446 amino acids. The record is from RefSeq and is a predicted model, not a curated record. Gene Ontology annotation, cellular component: nucleus.